Rubroshorea leprosula is the source of this 4003-nucleotide messenger RNA. The record is from the annotation of a GenBank genome assembly. NCBI's taxonomy places the organism in Eukaryota, Viridiplantae, Streptophyta, Magnoliopsida, Malvales, Dipterocarpaceae.
AGAGUGAUAAAUAUAUUAAGAAAAUAUCAAAGUAUAAGUUAAGAGAUGGUGUAAAAAAUAAUAAUAAAAGAUAGAUAAAUAAUGUUGGUACUGGCUCAACUUCUAGCUAGAAAUAAUCCUGGUGAUCCCCUCAUUAAUUUACUAAACCCUGUUCAACAACCCCCAGCUCCACAACAGAAUCCUCAACCGGUUCAACCUGCUCCCGCUAUUAGCGAAUCUCAGGAUCAAUCCCACAUAGCACCUGUUCAGCAACCCAUCCCCGAUGAUGUUACUCGCCGCCUCGAUAGCUUAGAAAAGCUGAUAGCUGAACACCGAGGUGCUCCACCCCCACACCAUGCUGCUGAUUCCAUACCUCACCCCCUGAAUACCAACAUCACACUGGAACCCUAUCCUACUGGCUUCAAAAUACCACAACUGGAGACUUAUGAUGGGACGAAAGAUCCCGAUGAUCACUUGCAUGCUUUCUACUCUUGCAUGCAAGCUCAAAAUGCCUCUGAUGCGUUAAUGUGCAAAAUCUUUCCCUCUACUCUGCGAGGUAAUGCUCGAACUUGGUAUUAUAGUCUACCUCCGAGGUCAAUUAGUUCUUACACAGAAAUGGCGUCUGCUUUCGCCACUAAGUUUUCCAGUAGAGGGUUGAUUAGGAAAACUACCACCGAAUUGAUGCGAGUUAAACAGAGGGAUGGAGAGUCCCUGAAGAACUACAUGAGCAGGUUCAAUGAUGCGGUGUUGGAGGUCAGUUCCUUCGACCAAGCUGUGGGCAUUGCAGUUGUAAUCUCUGGUCUCAAACAUGACAGGUUUCGAGACAGUUUGAUCAAACAUGCUGCCACCACCUUUAGCGAGGUAAAUGAUCGAUCUCUGAAAUUCAUCACUGCUGAGGAAUACGCCCUGGCGCAAAACCCACCUUCCUCUAAGAACCAGAACCCAGAAUGGAGAGAUGACAAUCGGAGCCGAAAAAAGAUGAGAAUGGCGCAGAAUCGAGGUCCGAUGUUGACCUCCCCAACGAGAUUCGGAAGGCCGAACUCCACGCCCCCGCAACAAUCUGCAGGUAAACCUCCAGUUAAUUGGACUCCAUUUAAUUUGCCGAGGUCACAAAUUUUUAUGCAGAUCAAAAAUAAGAUGGACUUGAGACGUCCUGGCCCAAUACGAACUGCUGCUGCUAGUCGAGACCAUACCAAAUAUUGUGAUUUUCACCAGGAUCACGGCCAUACUACAGAGCAGUGCAACAGCUUAAAGUUCGAACUGGAAAGUUUAGCUCAGAAGGGAAUGCUAAAUGAAUAUGUUCAGAGAGUUGAACAGCCGAGAUUUAUCAGAGAACAGAGGCUGCAGCCUCAAGGAGUCCGCAAUCCCCCAAAUAGGCAAGGUGUGGGAUAUCAGCAAGCCCCACCUCCGCUCCCACCACCAGCUAGAAUCAUACAUAUGAUUACGGAAGGCCUUGAAGCAGGUGGACUGAGCUCUAAACAGCGAAAGUUGUAUGUCAGAGAGGUUAAACAUCAAAACCGAGCUCAGAAGAGGAAGAUUGACGAUGCUGAGUGGAAGAAUCAACCCAUUACUUUCACAUCUGCUAAUCUCGAUACAGUUGUUACACCUCACAAUGAUCCCUUGGUCACUUCUGUCAUGAUUAACAACUGUGAAGUGCAGUGUGUCCUUGUUGACACCGGGAGUGCACCAGACAUUAUGACCUAUGUGACCCCGUCGGUCAAAUUCCUCGUAGUCAAGAUGGCGUCCUCUUUCAACAUUGUUAUUGGUCGACCCACAUUGAUUGAAAUCCGAGCUGUGGUUUCCCAGUCUCACCUCUGUAUGAAGUUCCCAACUCCUAUGGGAAUAGCAACACUGCGAGGAAACCAAGAGGUGGCCAGGCAUUGUUAUAUCACCUCGCAAGUUAUGGGUGUUGAGAUCGUAGAUAAUCGACCGGAAGAUGAAACCAGAGCUACUCCGGUUGAAGAUGUUGAAGAAGUGCUCAUUGAUGACAGAGAUCCAAACAGAAAGACGCAGAUCGGAACUAGAUUGAACCCAGAGGAAAGGGCAGAGCUCAUAGCUUUUCUUCGCGCUAAUAAUGAUGUGCCAAUGGCUCCAGAAGAUGAAGAGAAAACCGCGUUCUAUGCUGGCGAUGAAAUUUAUUGUUAUGUUAUGAUGUCGUUCGGCUUGAAGAAUGCAGGUGCUACUUAUCAGAAAAUGAUCAGAGCCAUUGCCGAGAUGGAACCGCCGAAAUCAGUGAAAGAUAUACAGAGGUUAACUGGAAGGGUGGCAGCUCUACAUCGGUUCAUAUCGAAGUCAGCAGACAAAUGUCUGCCAUUUUUCAAAAUUAUGAGGUUGGCCGCCCAGAAAGACGAAUCAGGAAAGCAAAAGAAGUUCGAAUGGAGCCAAGAAUGCCAAGCUGCAUUUGAAGAGCUGAAGUCUUAUCUUAGCUCACCGCCUCUGUUGACUAAAGCUGUAGAUGGAGAGCUUUUAUAUUUGUACCUGGGGGUUUCAGAUGAGGCCAUUAGUUCAGUUCUGGUGAGAGAAGAAGCUAAGCCGCAGAAACCAAUUUAUUAUAUCAGCAGCGUGCUGCAUGGGGCAGAGCUGAGGUAUCCUAUAGCUGAGAAAGCAGCAUUAGCAGUCGUCACUUCGGCCAGGAAGUUGAGGCCAUAUUUCCAGUCACACCCAAUUAUCGUUCUCACCGAUCAACCUCUCGGGCAGAUUCUGCAGAAACCAGAGUGCUUUGGAAGACUAAUUAAAUGGGCAGUAGAAUUGGGAGAGUUUGAGAUAACAUUUCAGCAGAGAUCGGCCAUCCGAGCUCAGGCAUUAGCAGAUUUUAUUGUCGAAUGCACUCCAUGUCCUUCAACCUCUAAUCCAGAGCCCAACGACUGGACCUUAUAUGUUGACGAAGCAUCUAGUAGCAAGGGUUCAGGGGCUGGCGCUCUCUUGAUUGGUCCAGAUGGAUACCGAAGCGAACAUGCCUUGAAGUUCAACUUUGAUGUGACAAAUAACAUGGCUGAGUAUGAAGCUCUGCUACUUGGUUUACAGCUAGCAUUGGAGUUGAAAAUCAGUUACGUAGCCUUGGUGGCUGAGCUGAAGUGCAAAUUCCAGAAAUUCUGUCUAAGCAAAAUCCCCCUAACCGAGAACGAACAGGCAGAUUCACUCUCUAAAUUCGCCUCUGAUAGUUCUUCACAUUCCAGAUCCGUUUUUGUGGAGGUCUUAGAUGAACCAAGCUUCAUGAAGCCUCGGAUGAUGGAGAUUAGCACAAACCCUGACACACCGAGCUGGACUGACUCAAUUAUCUCCUUUUUGCGCGAUGGAACAGUACCUGAGGACAGGCAGGAAGCAAUGAAGUUGAGGAAGAAAGCAUCUCGGUAUACACUUGUUGAUGGGGUCCUCUAUAAAAGAUCUUUUUCACUUCCUCUUCUACGAUGUUUGAAUCCCUACGAAGCUGAGUAUGCACUUCGAGAGGUACAUGAAGGUGUCUGUGGGAGCCACGUUGGUGCUAGAACUCUGGCUCACAAAGUCUUAAGGCAGGGAUAUUACUGGCCAAACAUGUAUAAGGAUGCCAUUCACUUUGUUCAGAAAUGUCUGAGGUGCCAAUUCUUUGCACAUCUGACUCACCAACCUGCAGAAGAACUCACGACCUUGGUAGCACCAUGGCCAUUUGCACAGUGGGGACUAGAUCUUUUGGGUCCAUUCGUGAAAGGGGUUGGUGGUGUAACCCAUUUGGUUGUUGGUGUGGAUUAUUUCACGAAGUGGGUGGAAGCUCGGCCUUUAUCUAGUCUUACCUCCAAGAAGGUAGCCCUGAUUAUUGCUGACUUAAGCAUCGGAGUGUCUACCCCGAGUUCCACCUCGGGGCUUUGCAGGUCAUCUCGGAGUGCAAGUGCGGACUGAAGAAGGACUUCUGGUUUGGUGCAAUUACAAUAAUCUUCGCCAGUUAUCCGUUUGAAUUUUUUUAGUUUUGCUUUUAUCCCAAGUUAUUCAUUUGUUUUCUCUCUAGUUUUGUUUUCUCACCUUUUUCCCAAAAUACAAAUUAAAAUAACAC